AGAACGAAUGUAAGGAAGUCUCGCGGGAUUUUUUAAUGUAAUCUUUGGGCUACCGGUUACCGGAGAGUUUCGGAUUAAGUGAGGCUGCAGACGCCCUUCCAGCUCCGCCCUUCUUAGGGUGCAGAGGAAAAUAUGUCAUCCAAUCAAUCUUACGUCUUCUACAGACAAGAACUAAACAAAACAUUGUGGGAGGUGCCUGAUAGGUACCAAAACCUGACACCAGUGGGUUCUGGGGCCUACGGUUCCGUGUGCUCAUCAUUUGACACUAGGACAGCAUUGCGUAUUGCUGUAAAAAAACUCUCUAGGCCGUUUCAGUCCAUCAUUCAUGCCAAGCGAACAUAUAGAGAACUCCGUCUGCUUAAGCAUAUGAAACAUGAAAAUGUCAUUGGACUCCUAGAUGUUUUCUCACCUGCAAAAUCAUUUGAGGAAUUCAAUGAUGUAUAUCUUGUUACACAUCUAAUGGGAGCUGAUCUCAAUAAUAUUGUUAAGUGUCAAAAGCUUACAGAUGACCAUGUACAGUUUCUUAUCUAUCAAAUCUUGCGUGGCUUGAAGUAUAUUCAUUCUGCAGGCAUUAUCCACAGAGACCUAAAACCUAGCAAUCUUGCAGUGAAUGAAGACUGUGAGUUAAAGAUUCUUGAUUUUGGUUUGGCACGGCAUACAGAUGAGGAAAUGACUGGAUAUGUUGCUACUCGCUGGUACAGAGCACCAGAAAUCAUGCUGAAUUGGAUGCAUUACAAUCAGACAGUUGACAUCUGGUCGGUGGGCUGCAUAAUGGCAGAGCUUCUCACAGGAAGGACCUUGUUUCCAGGCACAGACCAUAUUAAUCAGCUGCAGCAGAUCAUGCGACUGACGGGGACUCCUCCCUCCUAUCUCAUUAACAGGAUGCCCAGCCACGAGGCUCGUAACUACAUACAGUCCUUGCCAUAUAUGCCAAAGAUGAAUUUUGAGGAUGUUUUUCUAGGCGCCAAUCCACAAGCUGUAGAUUUACUGGAGAAAAUGUUGGUUUUGGAUACAGACAAGCGGAUUACAGCAGCAGAGGCUCUAGCACACUCUUAUUUUGCUCAGUACCAUGACCCUGAUGAUGAGCCGAUAGCUGAGCCUUAUGAUCAGAGCUUUGAGAGUCGUGAGUUGGACAUAGAAGAGUGGAAACGUCUAACCUAUGAGGAAGUGACCUGCUUUGUGCCUCCUCCCUUGGACUCUGAAGAGAUGGAAUCUUGAAACUGUUUCUUCGCUGUUUUCAGUGUUCUCAAUCACUGUGAAGGCAAAGGGUAACCCCUGCCAUCAUACAAAGUGCCUAUCUUGCUGUGGGGGAAUUCCACACCUCUAUCUUUCUUUUUUUCAUACAUAUUUUUAAAUUCCCUAUGCUGGGUGAAUUAUUUAUAUACAAUCUAUGCGUAAUUCUUGUUGCAUACACUCCUCAACUUUGUCCUUUUUCACAUUUUACAGAAUCCGCUACAGUGGUGUCCGUAUUGUCACUUUAUCUCAAACUCUAUACUGUUUAAAACAUCAGAAUCAUUUAAUAUGUGGACAUGAGGGCUGAUGGCACACUUAAGUAGUUGGAGGGUAUUGCCCUGUUAUUCUGGUUAUUUUCCUCUGUGUAUGUAUAUAUAUAUAAUAUAUACACAUAUACACACACUCCUUUCUUAGUCACAUGCCCUAGUGCUACCAGAGAAUCCAACAAUAUAUGCAGAUAGAUGCUGGUGCAAACAGGAUACACCUUUAAUAGUGUUAGGUUUGAAUGAGAAUUUCCCUAUGUGUACCAGCAUUCAUCUGCAUAUAUAUAUAUAUAUAUAUAUAAAUAUAUAGAUACAUAUUUUGUCUGAAUAAAGAUUCAAAAGGCUUUUAUAUAUGAGCUCUAAAGGCAUACUUAUUAUGGUUUGCUCUCGCUUUACAUGGUGUGGAAAGGAGGUUUAAUAUUUCUUGGUGUAUAGUGAUCUAAAUGUGAAACCCACAUCCAACACACUAAAAUAUUUUAUCGGGUCAGAGCCUAGUAUUAAUUGGUGUUGUAAUAUAAUUAUAGUUCCAGUGAUAUGGUAUUCUAAAAUAACAAGCAAGAAGACUAGAUUGUUUAUUUUUUCAUACAUUGUACAAAGUGCCACAUUUUUCCUUCAUUGUAUAUGAUUGCUAUUGCCACACUCAAGCUGCUGCUUUCUUUAACCCUCUGGAUGACUUAUGCUGGUGCCCCCCCCUCUCCUUCAUAACAUUAAUUAAGAAGUUUACAAUGUAUUUCACUGCUGCACUGCUCAUUAAAAAAAAAGCCAUUCCUGAAUGGGAGCUGCAAAAUAGUGCUUCGUAGGUAGACUUCUGCGUAUUUAAUGUUACAGCACAGACUCUUCUGUGAUGGACUCAACGGUAACCAAGCACUGGUCAGAUAUAUCCAUUAUUUUUAAAAACAUACUCUAAUCCACUUUGAUGCUCUGCAUGUAUUACAUUUAAACAGUGUGUGUGGGACUAAUUUUUUAAAUGAAUCUUACAUGUCGCAUUUAAAAUCUCCAUAAAAUCGCAACUCUUUAAACAA
Messenger RNA from Xenopus laevis (African clawed frog), 2518 nucleotides. It is a transcript of the gene mapk14.S, whose product is annotated as mitogen-activated protein kinase 14 S homeolog. The record is from RefSeq and is a predicted model, not a curated record. The transcript is spliced from 12 exons. NCBI's taxonomy places the organism in Eukaryota, Metazoa, Chordata, Amphibia, Anura, Pipidae. Gene Ontology annotation, molecular function: nucleotide binding; ATP binding; protein serine kinase activity. Bases 133 to 1218 code for a protein of 361 amino acids. Gene Ontology annotation, biological process: p38MAPK cascade.